GUUGACGCCGGCGACGCGCAGCCGGGCCCGCUCCUCCUGCGCUCCGCCAGUGUCCGGCCGCGGGCCGGCCUUAGUAACUGGGGGCUGCGGGCCCGGGGCCGGCGGGCGCGGGCGCGGGCUGCCUUCGUCGGGCCCCGAGCUCGCCCGGAGCGAGCAGCCGCCCGCGACCGCCGCGGAGCCUCGCCCGCUCCCGCCGGCGAGCAAGAUGAUGUGCGAGGUGAUGCCGACCAUCAGUGAGGCAGAAGGCCCGCCCGGAGGAAGCGGGACCCACGGGUCGGGCUCCCCUUCGCAGCCGGAUGCAGAUUCCCACUUUGAGCAGUUGAUGGUGUCCAUGCUGGAGGAGAGGGACCGUCUCCUGGACACGCUGCGAGAGACUCAGGAAACGCUGGCGUUGACCCAGGGGAAGUUGCAUGAGGUCGGUCAUGAAAGAGAUUCCUUGCAGAGACAGCUCAACACUGCCCUUCCACAGGAGUUUGCGGCGCUUACUAAGGAGCUCAACGUCUGCAGGGAGCAGCUCCUGGAGAGAGAGGAGGAGAUCGCGGAACUGAAGGCAGAGAGGAACAACACCAGGCUGCUGCUGGAGCACUUGGAGUGUCUCGUGUCCAGGCACGAGAGGUCUCUCCGGAUGACGGUGGUGAAGCGGCAGGCGCAGUCCCCGGCCGGCGUGUCCAGCGAGGUGGAGGUGCUCAAGGCCCUGAAGUCCUUGUUCGAGCACCACAAAGCUCUGGAUGAAAAGGUGAGAGAGCGGUUACGAGUAGCACUUGAAAGGUGUAGUUUGUUAGAAGAAGAAUUAGGGGCCACACACAAAGAGCUAAUGAUUCUUAAAGAACAGAAUAAUCAGAAAAAAACCCUAACAGAUGGAGUGCAUGACAUAAACCACGAACAAGAAAAUAUGCCGAGCACGAAUGGAAAGAGAGCUUCUGACGGUUCUUUAAGCCACGAGGAAGACCUCGCCAAGGUAAUCGAGCUCCAGGAAGUCAUAGAUAAGCAGUCAAAGGAGCAGAGCCAGAUGAAGGAGCGCCUGGCCGCCCUCUCCGCUCACGUGGCCGAGCUGGAGGAGGACCUGGACACGGCACGCAAGGACCUCAUCAAGUCCGAAGAAGUGAACACAAAGCUGCAGCGAGAUGUCCGUGAAGCCGUGGCCCAGAAGGAGGACAUGGAGGAGAGGAUCACCACCCUUGAGAAGCGCUACCUCGCGGCACAGCGUGAAGCCACCUCUGUGCACGACCUCAACGAUAAACUUGAAAAUGAGAUUGCCAAUAAAGACUCUAUGCAUCGACAGACGGAGGAUAAAAACCGCCAGUUGCAGGAGCGCCUGGAGUUGGCGGAGCAGAAGCUGCAGCAGACCCUGAGGAAGGCCGAGACGCUGCCCGAGGUGGAAGCCGAGCUGGCCCAGAGGGUGGCCGCCCUCUCCAAGUCCGACCCUUUAUCUUCUGGACACUCUGCUGCUGAGGAAGCUAAACUGUCGGAACUCGCUUCCCAGCUUAGGAAGGCCGAGGAGAGGCACGGCAACAUCGAGGAGAGGCUGCGGCAGAUGGAGGCCCAGCUGGAGGAAAAGAACCAAGAACUGCAGCGGGCAAGGCAGAGGGAGAAGAUGAACGAGGAGCAUAACAAACGUCUGUCGGACACUGUCGACAAGCUCCUUUCCGAGUCUAACGAGCGGUUGCAGCUUCAUCUGAAGGAGAGAAUGGCCGCUCUGGAAGACAAGAACUCUCUAUUACGAGAAGUUGAAAAUGUGAAAAAGCAGUUAGAAGAAACGCAACGUGAGAAGGAUCGGCUCCUACUGAACGUGGAAGCACUGAGGGCUGAAUUAGAGCAGGCGAGACUGAGAGGCUCUUCCCUUCACCACGGGCGACCGCACUUGGGCAGCGUCCCAGAUUUCAGGUUCCCUCUGGCGGACGGCCCCACGGAUGCCUACAGCAGCGCGGUGUUGCGCCCCCGGAAAGGCCGUGUGGCCGCUCUGCGAGAUGAGCCUUCCAAGGUACAGACUCUUAACGAACAGGAUUGGGAACGUGCCCAACAAGCUAGCGUCCUAGCAAAUGUGGCGCAGGCGUUCGAGAGCGACGUCGACGUGUCUGAUGGCGAAGACGACGGGGACACGCUCUUCAGUUCGGCCGCUCUGCUCUCGCCCAGUGGGCAGGCCGAUGCCCAGACGCUGGCCAUGAUGCUGCAGGAACAGCUGGACGCCAUCAACAAAGAGAUCAGGCUCAUUCAAGAAGAGAAGGAGAGCGCGGAACAGCGGGCGGAGGAGAUUGAGAGCCGAGUGGGCAGCGGCAGCUUAGACAGCCCCGGCCGUUUUAGACCCGCGGGCUCCGGCGCCCCGCACCCCGCGUCCCCGCUCGCGGGCCCCUCCCCUCCACACAGCGGGCGCUCCACCCCACGGAGGGGCCCGCACAGCCCCGCCAGGGAGGUGGACAGACUGGGGGUCAUGACUCUACCUAGCGAUUUAAGGAAGCAUCGUAGAAAGUUGCCGGCUUCGCGCGAAGAGGUACGAGACGACAAGGCAACGAUAAAAUGUGAAACGUCCCCUCCUUCCUCCCCGAGGUCCCUGCGCUUGGACAGACUGCACCAGGGGGUGCUCCAUGCGGCCAGCCACGAGGACAUCAGGGACGCCAGAAACUCGACAGGCUCGCAGGACGGCCCCGUGAGCAACCCCAGCAGCAGCAACAGUAGCCAGGACUCGCUGCACAAAGCGCCCAAGAAGAAGGGCAUCAAGUCUUCCAUCGGCCGCCUGUUUGGCAAGAAAGAAAAGGGCCGUCCGGGCCACGCCGGCAAGGAUCCCGGGGGACCAGCUGCUGUUUUGGAGGUGGAAAACUCCUCUCAGGACGCCCUGGGACUCAGCAAAUUGGGCGGACAGGCUGAGAAAAACCGUAAACUUCAAAAAAAGCACGAAUUGCUCGAGGAAGCCCGGAGACAAGGUUUACCUUUCGCACAGUGGGACGGGCCCACCGUUGUCGUUUGGCUGGAGCUCUGGGUCGGGAUGCCUGCCUGGUACGUAGCCGCUUGCCGAGCCAACGUGAAAAGCGGGGCCAUCAUGUCUGCGCUGUCCGACACGGAGAUCCAGCGUGAGAUCGGCAUCAGCAACCCUCUGCACCGGCUGAAGCUGCGGCUGGCCAUUCAGGAGAUCAUGUCCCUGACUAGCCCGUCAGCCCCUCCUACUUCGAGAACGACCACGGGAAAUAUCUGGUUAACGCACGAAGAGAUGGAAACGCUCACGGCCACGCCACAAACGGAGGCUGAGGAGGGAAGCUGGGCUCAGACGCUGGCAUACGGGGACAUGAACCACGAGUGGAUCGGCAACGAGUGGCUGCCCAGCCUGGGCCUCGCGCAGUACCGCAGCUACUUCAUGGAGUGCCUGGUGGACGCGCGCAUGCUGGACCACCUGACCAAGAAGGACCUCCGAGGGCAGCUGAAGAUGGUCGACAGCUUCCACAGAAACAGUUUCCAGUGCGGAAUUAUGUGCCUGCGAAGGUUGAAUUACGACCGUAAAGAGCUAGAGAGAAAAAGAGAAGAAAGCCAGAGUGAAGUAAAAGAUGUGCUGGUUUGGAGCAAUGACCGAGUGAUUCGCUGGGUCCUGUCGAUUGGCCUUAAAGAGUUUGCGAACAAUCUCGUAGAGAGUGGCGUUCACGGUGCGCUGAUGGCCUUAGAUGAGACCUUCGACUUCAACGCCCUGGCGCUUCUGCUUCAGAUCCCGACCCAGAACACACAGGCUCGUGCCGUCUUGGAAAGGGAGUUUAACAACCUUUUGGUCAUGGGGACGGACAGAAGAUUCGAUGAAGACGAUGAUAAAAGCUUUAGGAGGGCACCUUCUUGGAGAAAAAAAUUUAGACCAAAGGACGUUCGUGGCUUGGCUGCUGGGUCUGCAGAGACUCUCCCCGCAAAUUUCCGGGUCACUUCCUCUCUGUCCUCACCCUCUAUGCAGCCAAAGAAGAUACAGCUGGACGGCAGCGUUUCGGGACCGCAGAGGCUGGAUUCCGCCACAGUCAGGACUUACUCCUGCUGACGCCCCCUGUGUUUACCCACACUACUUCUACCGGUGAUCACGCAGCACUCUGAGUCCGGAGGGGACUACAUUGGAAGUUCAGCGGGAUCUUUAAUCUGUUGAUACUUGUUAUAUGGACCCUGAGAUAUUUUAUUACAGAGUUUUUAAUUAGUGAAGGAUUCAUGAAUACCAUAGAGAAAAUAUUUUAGAAUUUAAUGUUUCUUAUAUUUAUGUAAACUUAUGACUUCUUUUAUAUAGUUACUUACUUUUUCAUGUAUAUCCAGGCUAUAAAUAUCCUUUCCAAUCAAUUCAUGUUCUUCUAUCUAAGUUUAGUCUUUCAAACGAAUGUACUGUAAUGCUUGUAUGUAUAAAUCCUAUGAACAAAUAUAGGGCUUUUGUAAAUUAUGCAUUUAUUGUAAUUAUCAUUGUUUAAUUUUUUAUUAAUAAACCCUGACAGAGAAAAGGAUUUUACCGCGUUUGUAAAAUCAUCGUGACACAGCGUGCAUUUUCCUUUACAAAUGUCACGUACAAUCAUUUUGAAAUAAUCAGACUUAAUUUUGAGCAAUUGUUGUAUUUUAAUGACUGACCUUAACUACACUUUUUCUAGCAAGAAAUGCUUUAUUCUGCAGUGUGAACAGAUUAAAAAUAUCUGGUGUUAAAUAUCAGCUAAUAAAACUGGGAGCGGAAGGGUUAUCGGAACACUACGAGCAUCUCCUAGGACCGGUGAGCCCUUUCGGAGCCUUGUCCCUGGGGGCUUGGGCAGCUUUUGCCUGGAGUGACCGGCAGGACCCGGGAGCUGAGGACCCAGAAAGCCUGGGCAGGGGGGCCUGGGCACCCCGAGCUCCCUGGCCCCAGAACUCUCAGAGGACCAAUCAGGAAGCACUGGGCUCCCACCGCGGGGCAGGGUGCUGGGUGCCCACCCAGGAGGAGGGCGCGAGAUCCUGGAAAUAAUGUAGUGCAACUCUAAUAAAGGCCUUAUUGUUCUUACGGAAAUCAACUUUUUACAUUUGUUUGUAAACAUGUUUAAAGAGUGGACCUCGUCGUCCAUCUGUAGAUUUUGAUGCGACAGCCAUUUCGGUUUAUAGAAGUAGCAAAUGUAACUUACUUUUUCCGCGGCAUAUUAAAAAGCCAGCAAGAAAUGUGCUCAGAUCAUGGUGUGUUAUUUAUUAUGCAGCUGAUACAGAGAUAGAAACGGCACGUCUUUUUACAUUUGGUUUCUGCUUUUAAUUUACUUGUACAAUUGACCGUUUCCGUUCUGUUUUUCUAUUAAUCUUUUGUGAACUUCCUGAUUGUGUAACAAAGUAUGUACAGUCUACUUUUGAACUAUUUUUAUCACAGUAUUAUUUAUUGCUGUCUUUCAAUACAGUAGUGAAGCGUUUCCCACUGCCAAUAAAGAAUACUGAGCAUAAGCUGCCGUUACCUUGA
Molecule: messenger RNA, 5407 nt
Organism: Felis catus (domestic cat)
Lineage: Eukaryota; Metazoa; Chordata; Mammalia; Carnivora; Felidae
Gene: PPFIA1
Product: PTPRF interacting protein alpha 1
Exons: 32
Coding region: 206-4003 (1265 amino acids)
Biological process (GO): synapse organization
Cellular component (GO): presynaptic active zone
Molecular function (GO): protein binding
Source: RefSeq, a predicted model, not a curated record